UAAGACACAAGACGUUACUGUAGCGUUCAGCAGUAGUGAAAAAUGUUUCUUGUUAAGAAGAUAUAGUUUGUUUAAUAUAUAUAUUUUUGAGGAGAUCAUUUCGAAUAUUUGUAUGUAAUAUACAAUGGUGUUAAAAUUAGAAAUAAAUGCAAAUACAAAACAUGUUAGUCGCCUGCGAUCGACAUUUUCUCAGAUCACAGCAUCGACAUCUUCAUUCCUUCUCUUGUUUGACUUGGGAAUGGCAAUUAAUUUCUCGACUAUUAUGAUACCCGCACUCCUCAACGCUAAAGAAGGCUUAUCACUUGACGAAACACAAGCAUCUUGGUUUGGAAGUAUAUCAUUUUUAUCACAGCCAGUGGGUGCGUUGCUCUCUGGACCAAUCGUAGAUUACUUUGGUAGGAGAAAAGCUAAUUUUAUAGUCAAUAUACCAAUGCUAUCAGCGUGGGUUCUUAUGUACUUCUCAUGGAACCUCGCAACACUAUUCAUCGCUAAUGCCUUACUGGGCAUCAGCUCAGGUAUUAUGGAGGCACCUAUCAGCUGCUAUAUAGGAGAAAUUAGUGAGCCAUCGAUCCGUGGCGCUUUGUGCACAUUGACUCAAAUGUUCACAUCAUUCGGUAUUCUCAUUAUGUAUUUUCUUGGUACGAUGGUGGACUGGCGGACUGCGGCAUUGAUAUGUCUGCUUGCGCCUAUUGCAUCCAUGAUUACCGUCGUUUUUUCGCCUGAAACGCCAAUAUGGCUCCUUACAAGAGAUCGGGAAAAGGAUGCCCUGGAAUCCCUCUGUAAACUACGUGGUUGGACCUCGCCAGAAAACGUACAUAACGAGUUCGUCGAAUUAAGCGCUUACAGCAAGAAAUUACGAAACUGUGUCAUUUGUUAUAAUACUGACCAAGAUAAUAAACUUUGCGAACACGAAUCAAUGAAUUGGUUUGUCAGACGCGUCCUUAAGAUUAGAUAUGUGAUGCUUUGUAAGGAGACCUUAAGACCUUUGUCACUUAUGGUGCUGUACUUCUUGUUUUUCGUGAUGAGUGGUCUGACGCCCAUGCGACCAAACUUAAUCAACGUUUGUGGAGCCCUUGGUAUGGCACAGGAUGGCAAACAAGUUGUGUUGAUGGUGGGAGUUAUAACAUUCGUCACAAGUUUCCUUGUUAUUGGAAUUAUUAAGGUUCUUGGCAAGCGUAAACUUGCCAUUACUUCGUUGUUCGGUAGUGCCAUCUUCUGCAUGAUAAUAAGUAUAUACGCAAAAAGAAAUUUGGAUGAUUUAGUGUUUUCAUAUCAACCAUCGACAUUCCCUACAGAGACCAGUAUUAUACCAUUAAUUUUAAUAUACAUCUUAACAUUUUUUAAUGGACUAGGAAUACCGUGGGUUUUGCUCGGAGAAGUUUUUCCAUUCAGAAGUCGUGCUACAGCACAAGGUCUAUCCGCAGCAAGCAAUUACAUUUUCUCGUUCCUCGGGGCAAAAACCUUCAUUAAUCUUGAAACUGGCGUGAAGUUGUGGGGAACAUUUGCUACUUAUGCGGCAUUUGGUUUCCUUGGAACUAUUUACUUAUAUUUAUUCCUACCAGAAACGGAAGGUAAAACAUUACAAGAAAUUGAAGAUUUCUAUAGUGGCGAUCUUCGAAUAUUUGGUGGGAAUUCCUUAUUAAAAUGUUUUAAACGGCACAAAAAAUAA
This is a messenger RNA of Nymphalis io (European peacock), 1669 nucleotides long. RefSeq names its product facilitated trehalose transporter Tret1-like. Gene Ontology annotation, biological process: transmembrane transport. Gene Ontology annotation, cellular component: membrane. The record is from RefSeq and is a predicted model, not a curated record. Gene Ontology annotation, molecular function: transmembrane transporter activity. The coding region runs from base 125 to 1669 and encodes 514 amino acids. Lineage: Eukaryota; Metazoa; Arthropoda; Insecta; Lepidoptera; Nymphalidae. The transcript has 8 exons.